GUGCACAGAUCAUUGUAUCUGCAUACCCCACGAGUGAGGGUUAGUUUCUCUAUAGUCUAUAUGUACACAAUUUCAACUUCAUAAGGGUGCAUAUACAAAACGAAGUUCCUAGUCAAAAUGUUCAAUUGGUUCAAGCAUGCGAAAAUUCGGGUGGAAAUCCCGUACCUACUUUUUGGUUUCUCAUUUAUGAUGGAAUCGUCCAUCACAACCAAUUUUUUAUUGUACAGAACUUGUUACGCAACCCUUGGAUACAGCGAAAAUGAGUGCCAGUUGUUAGGAACUGAUGAAUACGCGAAUAACAAUACAACAGACCUGGAAACCGAAGUGCAAGCUUAUGCAACGCGUAUUAUUGUGACUAGAUCUGUGAUCGAAGCGUGUAUGUCCUCUAUAUUCUGUUUCUUUCUGGCGUCUUGGUCGGAUAAACAUGGGAGACGUCCGUUACUACUCCUUGGAAUUACCGGUUUGCUAUUGUCUUACUUGAUAAUGGCGAUAGUAAGUAGCUUAUCUUAUAUUUCGCCUUGGUAUUUUUUGCUGCACGAAAUUCCCCUAUGUCUGUGUGGAUCUAACAUAUCUUUAAUGACUGCGUGUUUGAGUUACAUAUCAGACACCGUCCCCGAAGGAAGUCGAGGAUUAAGAUUAGGGCUUAUGGAGGGCGCAGUCAAUAUUGGCAUGUUCAUUGGCACUUCAUCGUGUUCUUACAUAUUUAAUUCUUUUGGGUAUCAAACAGUUUACUUAAUAUGCGUCACAUGCCAAUUAUGCAGCUGGAUUUUCUCUUGGUUUUGCAUAGAAGAGUCCGUGGAGAUCCUGGACAAUGAGAAAAAAUGGUACGCUUUAUUCGACGUAGCUCCAGUGAAGGAAUCGAUGGUGGUACUCUUCAAAAGAAGGGCGAAUAACGACCGAACGACUUUAUGGUGUCUUUUCGGCAUAUUCGCGAUAUUCACAGGAGGAAGAUUUGCUGACACCAACGUUAUUUUCUUGUAUUUGCGCAAAAACUUCAGCUGGACAUUGGAACGAUACACUUUAUUUCUUGCAUUUAGUACGGUCACCUGGAUAACAUUUUGUUUUGCUUUCAUCGUCAUUUUGGUAAAGACAAUCCGUGUGAAGGAGAUUGUUGCCAUUAUGUUCGCUCUUAUAUUUAGUAUAUCCAGUUCCUUAAUGCAAGGAUUUGCUUCAAAGAAUUGGCACAUUUAUGGAGCUGCCACUCUGAGAAGCAUGGGUAGUUGUGUGUCACCUCUAACACAGUCGCUGAUGUCUAAAGUGGCACCAAAGGAAGAAAGCGCAAGGUUAUUUGCUGCGUUAGUUUCUUUCAGUACGGUAUCUCUACUUCUCAGUAUAGCUCUAAAUACUUACGUAUACAAUCAAACCAUACUAUUUCUUCCUCAAGCGUUCACCUUUGUAACUACUGCAAUUUACAUAUUAACAAUGGUUGUGGCCAUAAUUGCCAGUUUUGUGUAUAGAGAAAGGCGUCCAGAUUACAACUUACUGGUCAAUGAAGAUGACGGAAAUACAAAGGAUUAGUCUUAAAUCAUGUCUUCUACCAAACUACUAUCUCAGUAGGUACAUAUGUGGCAUGGCACCUAUACGUGUCUCGAACUCCAGGCAAAAAAUACCUACGUCAAGAAGUCGCAGAACUUCAUUAUGCGCUAAUGAAGAAAGAUUAGAUGUUACUAAAAACAUCAAUGACUACAGUUUCGUUCUCCAUAGGACCUUAUUUAACAAACUUUCAUUUAUAUAAAAAUAUAAAAUACAAAAUGAAAUAAAGAUCUAAUGUUUAGUUAUAAAACGAUAAUAAA
Messenger RNA from Photinus pyralis (common eastern firefly), 1793 nucleotides. Its product is annotated as proton-coupled folate transporter-like. The record is from RefSeq and is a predicted model, not a curated record. Bases 118 to 1518 code for a protein of 466 amino acids. The transcript has 7 exons. NCBI's taxonomy places the organism in Eukaryota, Metazoa, Arthropoda, Insecta, Coleoptera, Lampyridae. Gene Ontology annotation, biological process: transmembrane transport. Gene Ontology annotation, cellular component: membrane. Gene Ontology annotation, molecular function: transmembrane transporter activity.